This is a messenger RNA of Diachasma alloeum, 1134 nucleotides long. It is a transcript of the gene Prx5, whose product is annotated as peroxiredoxin-5, mitochondrial. Gene Ontology annotation, biological process: hydrogen peroxide catabolic process; cellular response to oxidative stress; cell redox homeostasis. Gene Ontology annotation, molecular function: thioredoxin peroxidase activity. Lineage: Eukaryota; Metazoa; Arthropoda; Insecta; Hymenoptera; Braconidae. Bases 266 to 826 code for a protein of 186 amino acids. Gene Ontology annotation, cellular component: peroxisome; mitochondrion; cytoplasm. The record is from RefSeq and is a predicted model, not a curated record. The transcript has 4 exons.
AAAAACAUGGAAUCGCCGGACCGAUAUCUCCCCUUGACAAUUAAAUUGCUCCCCACGAAUCUUUCAAUGCAUAAAUAAAAAAUAAUUUAUGUAACUCUAAAAAUACAUUGCGUAAUCUCGAAUUGUGCCGGGUCACGAUUGUCACGCUCGAUAGAUAGUCCCUCCCCAAAGACUCGAGACUCGCGUAAAUAAUAAAUAGCAAAAACAGUGGUGAUUGUUGUACUGUAGAAUUUAUCGAACGUCAAGGGGAUCGAUCCAGAAACAAAUGAGUCGCUUUGUCAGUCGCGCCAUUUCCGUUGCCGGACGAUCGACGUUCAGUUGCUUCACACGAUCACUUCACGUAUCACCGAGAAAUAUGGUUAUCGCUGUUGGAGAUAAAGUGCCUGCGGUGGACCUCUACGAGGAUUCCCCCGCCAACAAGGUCAAUCUUGCCAAAACUGCGGCUGGAAAGAAAAUCAUUGUUUUUGGAGUUCCAGGAGCUUUUACGCCAGGAUGUUCCAAGACUCAUCUCCCCGGAUUUGUGCAGAAAGCUGAUGAAUUGAAGUCUAAAGGAGUUUCUGAGAUCUUUUGUGUCAGUGUGAACGAUCCAUUCGUGAUGGCUGCUUGGGGAAAGGAUCACCAAGCUGAUGGAAAAGUGAGAAUGCUGGCUGACACCAAUGGCGAAUUCGCGAAGGCUGCGGACCUCGCCAUGGACCUCCCAGUCCUCGGUGGCACUCGGUGCAAGCGCUUCUCCAUGGUCGUCGAGGAUGGAGUCGUCAAGGAGAUCAACGUCGAACCUGACAACACCGGUCUCAGCUGCUCACUCGCUGACAAAAUCAAAGUCUAAUAAAAUCCAGUGUUCAACGAUUCCUUAGUUUACCACUGAUUCAUUGAUUGAUGAGAGAAAAUUAAUCCACGUUGUCACUACAAUCUACAUAUCCAUGUGAUUCUUUCGUUGCACAUAUCUCAACUCCUACUUCGAUUUUUUCACGUUUUCCUUAUAUUUAGAUGUUUAGGUUUCAAUUUAUCAAUUGACUGAAACAAAAAUGUGAAUGAUGAAAGAUGAUGAAAAAUAAAAUAUGGAGAAAUGAAAACAAUCUGUUCAAUUUUCUCAGGUUAUGAAUGGAAAUCAGAUUAAUAAAUCAAUUGAAUAAA